Messenger RNA from Gallus gallus (chicken), 5556 nucleotides. It is a transcript of the gene USP45, whose product is annotated as ubiquitin specific peptidase 45. Gene Ontology annotation, biological process: protein deubiquitination. Gene Ontology annotation, molecular function: cysteine-type deubiquitinase activity; zinc ion binding; cysteine-type endopeptidase activity. The transcript has 19 exons. Bases 2089 to 4551 code for a protein of 820 amino acids. NCBI's taxonomy places the organism in Eukaryota, Metazoa, Chordata, Aves, Galliformes, Phasianidae. The record is from RefSeq and is a predicted model, not a curated record. Gene Ontology annotation, cellular component: cytosol; nucleus.
CUGCACGGCUCCGUGACACCAAGGCCUCUCAGCUUGCAGCGUGGGCUUAAGUCUGCUCUCUCAGGCAGUGUACUACAGCCACGAUUCCUUUCUAUGAUGUGACUUCUAAAAAAAUUACUCUUUAAAUUUUUUUAGGACUCCACAGGCGUUUCAUCUCACUUCACCCUUUAUUGGUAUUGCCCUUCAUUUCUUCUUUAUGACAUCGUGAACCACUUUUUGUGCCUUUUGUCUCACGGCUGUGCCAUGAUGCCGUGAGCUCCCUGCUGGUCCUCGGGCUGUUUCGGCUGUUACUCCUCAUGUGUUUGUGAGACGGCACUGCUCAUGUUGCUGCUCACACCACGUGGCUGCUGGGGCUGUCAGUGCUGCCAGCACACUGUUGCUUCACAGGGGAAGUUCUCUCUGGCAGGCCAGCAUAAUGACUUAGAAGCUGUGGCUCUUGCUAUGAUAUUUAUGUACUUUUAUUUCUCAGUACUAUUCAUGGAUCUGUAGGAAAAUCCAUGUUAGGCCCUGAACGUGUCAGCCCAGAUGCUUUUCCCUCUUGGUGUGUUCAUUAUGAGGCUGGAUAUUGGCAGGAAUCCCUGAAUUUUUUUUUUCUGUCACACACUAGCAAAACUUUUGGUAUAAAGUGCUAGCAAACAUAUGUCAUCAAAGAACUGUUCCUUUUACCCACUCAGUCCCUUUAUUUACUUGAGUCAUAAACCCAGUUUUGGGCUCUUUCUGUUCCUGUUCCAGAGCACAUCUCAUUUCUCUCCAUCAUUAGAAGCAGGUUUUUUGUUUGUGGCAGUUAGGUUUCAGUGACGCAUAUGUGGAGUAUUGUGUAGGAGGCAGACAUGAACAUUGACAGACUAUGUUUGGCAUGGACAGCUGAUUAGAAAAGAUCAGUAAAAAUAAGAAAUGCUAUGGGAUUUUCACUCUCUCUUGGGAAGUUGUAUCCAGUGGUCAGAAGGCUCUGUCUAUCUGAUGUGCAAAAAGUACAUCUGUGUCUCACUCUGUGAGGACUGCAAUCUGGUGUCAGGACUGGCAUUUGAGCUCCAGUGAUGGUGUAGGAUGUGUGAUGUGCCUUUGGGCUAGGAAUCUGGGAGAUGACACUUUGAGAAUUUCAGAUGACGUUUUCCAGGGGAAGAAGUGUUGCUGCCACUACCAGUCAGCAGUUCUGGUCCUAUUACUGCUCCAGCAGGCAGCGAGGGCUCGUUUGCUGCGAAGGUUUUGGUGGCUGUCAGAACGCACGGCGUCCUGGCGGCUGAUUGAUGGCACUGCCCAGUUGCUGACCGUGAUGGAUGCGGUUCUCGCUGCGAUUGGGUGACAUUUGAUCUAGCAGUGAGUGAGCCAAAAUGCCACAGGUAAUGCUCUGAACAGACAUCCAAAAUAGAUCAACUUGUAGCUUGCAUCAAAACAUGUCGCAAAUCUGCUCGCAGGGAAUGUGGAAUUACUGUCCUGGACAAGUCAGUCAUUUUACAGUUACAAGGAAGCUUGUAAAGUGCCAUUGCAAAUGUGCUACAGAGCAGCUUGACCUUUUGGCUUAAUCUGCACAUCUUUCCUGAUCAGCGGCCGUGUGCUUUGGUGAUAGGCUGCUGCUGGCAACUGUGCAAUGCUGUUGAGAGUCACGAAAGCCCUCUGCUGUUUUUGGGAACACUAUAUUUAGUGCCUUUCCAGUCUGAUACGGUGCUUUUUUGUGUUAGCAACAUGAAAUGAUAUAAUUUUAAUUGGUAAGUUUGAAUACAAAUGGUGAAGCAGUUGGCAUUUAGGAUACGUGAGAUGAAUUGAGGUAAACACGUUUGUACCAGCUCAUCUGAAUUCAGGUGCUCACUGUUGCGGUAGUUCACUGUACUGGUUUCACAGUUAAUGGCCAGUUCUUCUGGGAGAGCCUUUUCCAUAUCCAAAAUCGUACCUGGAAACCAUCUGGAGACUCUUGGUUAUCUUAGGUUUGAUGCUCUUCCUUCCCCACAUGUCCCGGAAGACCUGCUGAGAGCGGGUUCUGGCACUGGGCUGCUCCUGUCCUGCUCCAUAUGGUGUCCUCUGCCAUGUUGGCCACAAGGGUUCAGAGGUGGAAGAGACGUGCUUGCAUUUCAGCUAGUCAGUAAGUAACAGAUGCGGGUGAAAGAUCCAUCAAGAGCUAACCCUGAGAAAACGAAGAGAAGCAAAAGGCCUAACAGGCCACAGGAUGAAGACUCUUCGGACGAUAUUGCAGUGUCAUUUUCUUUAGGCUUAACCUGCCAGCAUGUGAGCCAAGCAGUGGAUGUACAUCAUGUGAAGAGAGCAGUAGCUCAGAGCAUUUGGUCAAUAUGUUCAGAGUGUCUGAAGGAAAGGCGGAUGAGUGAUGGUGAGCCUGUGGCACCUUCAGACAUAUGGCUGUGUCUCAAGUGUGGCUCUCAGGGAUGUAGUAAGAACUCAGAAGGACAGCAUUCUCUAAAACACUUCCAAACAGCACGCACGGAACCUCAUUGCAUUGUUAUCAGUCUCAGUACAUGGAUCAUUUGGUGUUAUGAAUGUGAUGAAGAGCUGUCAACACAUUGCAACAAAAAGGCUUUGGCUCAGAUAGUUGACUUCCUUCAGAAGCAUGGUUCCAGAGCUGAACCAAGUUCAUCAAAAAUCAUACGACUCCGUGAUGAAAGCAGUGAAACAAGUGAAAUUCUGAAAGGGAAAAGUUCUGGUAAUGGUACAUCAGUUCCAGUUAAAGGAAUAAAUAAUUUAGGAAAUACGUGCUUUUUUAAUGCUGUCAUGCAGAAUUUGGCACAGACUCACAUACUAAAUGAACUGAUGUACGAGAUGAAGGAAAAAGGAACCAAGUUAAAAAUCUGUCAUACUUCAGACUCCCAGUUGGAUCCUUUGGUGGUAAACCUCUCCAGCCCAGGACCCUUGACUUCAGCGAUGUUCUUGUUCCUUCACAGCAUGAGAGAGGCUGGAAGAGGUCCUCUUUCUCCCAAAGUACUGUUCAGCCAGCUUUGUCAGAAGGCUCCUCGAUUUAAGGGAUUCCAGCAGCAGGACAGCCAAGAGCUUCUGCACUAUUUGCUGGAUGCAAUGAGGAUUGAAGAAACAAAGCGUAUACAAACUGGUAUCUUAAAAGCAUUUAAUAAUCCAACAACUAAGACAGCAGAUGAAGAAACUAGAAGAAAAGUCAAAGCAUAUGGAAGAGAGGGUGUGAAGAUGAACUUCAUAGAUAGGAUCUUUGUUGGUGAAUUGACUAGCACUGUCAUGUGUGAGGAAUGUGAAAAUAUUUCAACAGUAAAAGAACCUUUCAUUGAUCUUUCACUUCCUAUAAUAGAAGAGAGGGUUGCAAAACCUGUGCCUUUGGGAAGAACAAAUAAAAGUAGAAGUGUGCAUGAAGCAGAUCUCGGACAGUAUAGCUGUUCUUCCAUCAGUACACUGAACAAUCAGCCCAAAAUUGUCAAGAAACACGCUUCAACAAAAGAUAAGAAUCAGUUGAACCAGGAGAGAAGGCUUGCCAGAAAAGUUUCCUCUAAUGAAGAAGAAAGAAGCCCUGUUAUCAUGCAGGAAAGAACCAAAAAGCCAGAGCUGGAAGAUAGCUCCGGUGUGCUGUACUCCAGAGACACAACUGUGGAAUCUGCCAUGAAUGGGAGUCAGACAGAGGGCAGCGAGAAAGAAGCCAGCCGCUCUGAAAGCAGCUUUGAUGCAGACAGUGAAGCCUCUGAAAGUGAAAGUGCUUCUAAGCAAACAGCUUUUAGCUCAUGCAGCAACGCAUCUGCUUUGCAUGUCAACCACAUCAGUGUUAAAAUGCCACACACCAAACCAAGUGACAGUAACGAUGAGAAGAUUUCCAGUGCCAUAUCCAAACUCAGUUUCUGUGAUACUAUAAACAAGGAUGAAAAGUCAAGCUGUGGAGAUCCAGGUUUAUCAAAUAAUUCCAUGUUCUCAGCAGACAAGUCCUCAUUGCCCCCAAACCCUCAAAACGCUUUUCAGACGCUUUCCCAGAGCUAUAUAACCAGCUCCAAGGAGUGUUCUGUCCAGUCCUGCCUUUACCAGUUUACCUCUGUAGAGCUGUUAAUGGGGAACAACAAGCUUUUGUGUGAGAGCUGCACAGAAAGGAAACAGAAGUAUCAGAAGAAAUCCAACUCCUCAGAAAAGAAAAUGGAAGGUGUCUACACGAAUGCUCGGAAACAGCUACUGAUUUCUUCAGUUCCUGCUAUUCUUAUUCUCCAUCUGAAAAGAUUCCACCAGGCUGGUUUGAGUCUACGGAAAGUAAAUAGGCACGUGGAUUUCCCACUGAUUUUAGACCUAGCACCAUUUUGUUCUGCUUCUUGUAAGAACGUUACAGAUGGUGCAAGAGUGCUGUACAGCCUUUAUGGAAUAGUGGAGCACAGUGGGUCAAUGAGAGGCGGUCAUUAUGCUGCUUAUGUGAAAGUCAGAACGCCCUCCAAGAAAUUACUAGAGCAUAUUUCCUCCACAAAAAACGUUCUAGGUUUAAAAGAAGCCAUGGGAGCAUCAGCAGGCCAGUGGGUGUAUGUUAGCGACGCCCACGUUCAGGUGGUUCCAGAAUCACGAGUACUGAAUGCACAAGCAUAUCUGCUUUUUUAUGAAAGAUUACUGAUAUAAUACUCAACAGUUUGAUUUUAAAAAACUGUAAUGGUUAUUUAGUUUCUCUUAUUUAAAGCUGCAGUAGGAAGAGUACCUGUAAAUAUUGUGCCUUUAUCUUGUAGAGAAUUUACCAUACGUUGACUCUGAAAUUCAGUCAAGCUAUUACAAAUAUCUGAACGGUUCCUUUAAAAUAUGCACUUUGUCACACACUUUAAUUUUACAGUUAGAAUGUAAGAUGAUGUUCUAUCCUAGUGAGGUCAGUGGAAACUUUUGUUCUUGAUUUUAAUGAAGAUAAGCUUUCACCCAUAGUUCUAGAACAGGUGAGAAUAAAAAUGCUGAUAGUGUUAAGUGCCUGGAUUUGCUGCUGUACAGUAACAAUAUAAAGUACUUGAACUGCUUUUCAAUUGAAUCUUUAUCCUUCCCAUCCCUGGGUUGGAUGUCUGCUGUUAGGAUUUCUGCAAACAAGUACAUGUCAAAGCACGUGGCCCGCAGAUGUAGUAAUUUGGAAAGCAGCGUUUCCAGAACAGAACAACAAUAGAUGUCUCUGGGUAAUGCUGCAGUGCGCUUUCCCAGUAUGUUGUUGGAAAUAGGUUGGGAAAGUAUUAAAAUAUUGCUUCUACAGUGUGACAGUGUAGAUAGUUAACACGUGUUCAGCUGUCUCCAACAAGCGCUGGUAUAGCCGUGUACUCCUGUUUUAAUGUAAAUAUAUACCGUGGUGUGCAUGUAUAUAUUCUCUAAGAUAAAUAUAUACGUAUAUAUAUAUAUGCACACCAUAAAUCCAUCAGCAUAUAUGGUCAUUUUACCUAUUAGGAUAGGAAAGAAUUGCAGAUACUUCUGUAUUUAGUAAAUUUUCAAAUUCAUGAUUGUGACAGAUGUACAGUGUAUGACGAGCUUGUGUAUGAAUACGUGUGGGGUUUAAGUGUAACUGGGUAAUUCUGUUACUUUUGGUUCCAAACAUUAAUUUGUUUAUCUGUUCCUGAAUACUUUUCUCAUGGGAGUAAUAAACUAUAAAUUAUUUUUGCA